Eremothecium sinecaudum is the source of this 1089-nucleotide messenger RNA. It is a transcript of the gene SAE2, whose product is annotated as ssDNA endodeoxyribonuclease SAE2. Lineage: Eukaryota; Fungi; Ascomycota; Saccharomycetes; Saccharomycetales; Saccharomycetaceae. Bases 1 to 1089 code for a protein of 362 amino acids. The record is from RefSeq and is a predicted model, not a curated record. Gene Ontology annotation, biological process: DNA repair. The transcript has a single exon.
AUGACUGCAGGUAGUCAAUCUUAUGAAUUAAAGGAUUGGCUACGUGAUCUUUCAUGGGAGCACAUUAUUUCAUUACAAUAUGACAUUGCAGAUGAGCUAGCAAGGCGUGUACGAGAUAUGCAAAAUAAUCAACGUCGUAUGCCCUCAAAUACGUCCGAUACUGAAGAUAUUACAUGGUCUGAAAUUAGCGAGAAGCACCGCUCACCGAGUGGUAAAUUCUUCGUGAGUGCACGUAAUCAACAUAUACCCAGUGACGCGGAUUUAAAUUCUCAGCCAUUAAUACCUGGUACUUUAGAAUUGAAUGGCAAGCAGUUUUUGCUCACCAGCUCUCCGCUAAAGAAGGAUACAUUUGGUGAAAACUCCAAAGCAUCGAAUUAUAUGCAGUCUUCACCAGCUAUGAAUUCUCCAAAUGUUAAGAUCGAGUCCCCACAGAAGCCAUUAUUUAAAAGCUAUACUAAAAUCCCUCAGCUUAAACAGGAAUCUUUAAGGCCAAAAGUCGUCUCCGAUGUUGAGGGUGACGAAGAACAGAUCAGUGACUCAGAAGGAGAUUUGACUGGUCCAAUUAUUAAAGAUCCUCCCUCCUCUUUGCGACGACCGAAAAGAAUCAAAGUUGACUUUAAUAUCAACCCAAUAACAAAGAGACCCUGGAUUUACGAAGAUUUCAGCCCAAACCAUGAAGUUAUUAAUACACUAUCCAAGUCGAGAUUAAAGGACUAUAGGCGAACGAAAAUGAACGAAAUGGCUGGUAUUGAACAGGAAGAGACCAAGACGUUGGCUAAUCAUGACGCGAGCUUUAAUGAAUCAUUCCCACUUUACGAAAAUUUAAGACACCGCUCUAAAUCACCUCCAGGAUAUGGUAGAAUGGAUUUCCCCACUACUCAGGAGCUUCGCGAAGAAAAGGAGCUGGCACAGGAGAUGAUUUACCAGAGAACAAAGCACAGGUUCAAGAUGGCAGUUCAAACUGGGAUACCGCGAAGCGAGCGAGAAUACUACUUCAAGAAUGCACAAUUGAACGAAUGGGUUGACAACGGGGAAAUCACUUGGUCAAAGGAUAAGCUACAGGUUUACAGGAAAACACCGAUAAGAUAG